GAUUUAUUUAUUUAUUUUGAAAGUCCACAUUACUGAGAGAGAGAGAGAGGUAGAGAUUUUCUAUCUGCUAGUUCACUCUCUAGAUGGCCACAACAGCCAGGUGCUUCAUCCAAGUCCCCCGCGUGGAUGACCAGGCCUGGAUCGAAAGUGGAGCAAAUGGAACUCAAAUCACCGCCUGUGUAGAGGCAGCUUUACCCACUAUGCCACAACACUGGCCCCUGGACUUGUUUGAUUUCUAAAUGUUUACCUCAUUCUCCAGAUCACUGUGAUUGAGGCUUACUAGGAAUCUAAUCUCUGAAAUCUGUGUCAAGGCUGGCUGGCUCUGUGGUGAUGUUUUCAGUACUCUAAUGAAUGAAGGCAUAACUACCAAAAUAAAACAGCUUUGAAAUAAUCACAGGAGUUUGAACACCGGACUUGCCCAGUCUAACCCUGUCCAAGUAGUCUGAGAAUGAUUAAAAAAAAAAAAAAAAAAAGAUUUGUCCAAGAUCACUGUGAUUCUGAGUCAGGACUGGACUGGCAUCUGGGUCUCCUUGCUCUGAAGUCUAGGUAUCUUCAGCAUACUAUACCUCCUCCUUAUGGAUAAAUGUCACGUUUAGAUAAGCAGCCACAUUAGUCCUAAAACAUAAGAUGUUUAGAGCAAAGAAACAGUCUUGGAUUCUUGGAUUUUGAAACAAAAUUACAUGAAAGAUUAGCUGCCAACUUCCUCAAAAGACCAUCAGAACAACCUAGUGGUCAAAUAAAAGUAAGUUUUUUAAACUUAUUACCCAAAGGCAAGAUACUGUUUGACAAAGUCAGUUGUGUUUAAGAAAUCUCAAAUCUUUGUUGAGUCUGAGUUCAGGUGGUGAAAGUCUGUGUGGAACUCUGGUUGAGACUGGGCAAUGCUAUUAAUAUUAAUAAUAGUAAGAUUAACAGUAAUGGGGCAUGUGUUUCAUGGGUCCAAGACCAUAAAGAAAAGAAUUUUCUAAAAACCUAUCCAAACAAAUGAUGUUGUCAGAAUAAUAACCAAAAGUUAGAGUAUAUCAACUAUGCUAUAAAAAUAAAGAACUUUUAAAAUAGGUGGACUUUGAUAUUAUGUGUAGUUGACCAUAUGCUUCUAGAAAAGCCAAUGAACCCUGCUCUUUUCUACUUGUAAAGAUGAAAGAAAAAAAAAAGCAUGCUUCUUAAGCUCUUUUGGAUGCUGAAAAAUAAAAAAUUAGCAAAGCAGGGAACUUUAUGAAGAAUGGGAAUUUGACUUUUUCUAACAGCUUUUUAAAAUUUUUGAAAAUUUUAUUUGAAAGGUACCAAGAUAAACAGAGAUAGAAAUCUAUCUGCUGGUUCAUUCCCCAAAUGCCUGCAGGCUGGGCCAAGCCAAAGCCAAGAACCUCAAUCCACAUCUCCCACUUGGAUGACAAGAGCCCAAUCACUUCAGUUGUCAUCACUGCCUCCCUAGAUCCUCAUUAGCAGGAGGCUGGAGUCAGGAGCUGGAGCAGAGAAUCAAACCCAUGUACUCUUGUGUGAGUUCUGGUGUCUUAACUGGCAAAUUAACUUCUAGGCCAAACUCCUGCUCCAGAAUUUGCAGUUUCUAAACAGGAUCAGGCCCAAGCAAAUCAGAACUAGUUGGUUACCCUACCUGUUAAAUGAGAAUUGCCAGAAACAGGUCAGAGGGUCAUAAUAUGGGUGGCCUCAGUUUCCAAUCCAUAUAGUUAACUGUGGAUUCAGUAGUUUUAGUUCUCAGUAUUAAUUCAUUUUCUCUUUUGCCUCUCUUCCAGUGUCAGUUAACCCCUUUCUUUUAAAAACUUUUUUUUUUUUGAAAGUCAGAGCCAGAGCAAGCUCCCAUCUGCUAAUUCACUCCCUAUAUAUACAGAACAGCUGGGGAUCCAAAGCUGGGAGCCAGAAAUCUGAAUCCAGAUCUCCCACAUGGGUGGCAGGAACCUGACUACUUGAGUCACCACCGUUGCCUCCCAGGAUCUGCUUUAGCUGCAAGUUGGAAUCAGGAGCCGAGGCUGGCAGUCUAAUCCAGGCACGCAGAUAUGAUCUGAAGGAGGCCAGACACCUAUGCCUAAAUAUGGCACCUUUUGAUAGUUAUUUAAUGCUUUUAGCCAGUCAUUAAGAUAUAGGAGUCAAUUCAAAUGUCAUUCAUAGGGGCCAGCGCUAUGGCAUAGUGGAUGAAGCUGCCACCUGCAGUACUGGCAUCUCAUAUGGGUGCCAGUUCGAGUCCUGGCUGCUCUACUUCCGAUCCAGCUCCCUACUAAUGCACCUGUGAGAGACCUAGAGGAAGCUCCUGGCUCCUGGCUUCAGACUGGCCAAGCUCCAGCUGUUGCAGCCAUUUAGGGAGUGAACCAAUGGAUGGAAGAUACCUCUCUCUCUCUCUCUCUCUCUCUCUCUCUCAACAACCCUACCUUUCAAAUAAAUAAAUCUUUUUUUAAAAUGUGAUUCAUAAAGAAGUUAUAUUUAACUUGUGGCACACUUAGCACAGGGCUCUGUGGGAGUUCUGCUGAAAUUAAUUUCAUUGAUUAAUUAUAAAAUGAGUAUUGCCAGGUAGAUGCUAUGUAUUAAUUGAUAAGCAAUUUAAAAAAAAAAAAAUCAGUCAUUUUGGGGCUGGGGCUGUGGUGUAAUGGCUUAAAGCCCUGGCCCUGCAGCACUGGCAUCUCACAUGGGCACCAGUUUGAGAUCGGGCUGCUCCACUUCCAAUCCAGCUCUCUGCUAUGGCCUGGGAAAGCAGUAGAAGAUAGCCCAAGUCCUUGGAGACCUGGAAGAAGCUCCUGGCUCCUGGCUUCGGAUUAGCUCAGGUCUGGCUGUUGCAGUCAUCUGGGGAAUGAACCAGUGAAUGGAAGACCUCUCUCUGGCUCUACCUCUCUCUGUAACUCUGUCUUUCAAAUAAAUAAAAUAAAAAAAUCUUUUAAAUUAGUCAUUUGUAAUCAUUUGCAUGGUGUUUGUGAUUUGUAGAAUCUCUAAGGCUGUUAAAAUCAUAGGAACAAUGUGACUUAAAAACAGGCUUAGUAAUUUUUUUGAGAUUUAUUUAUUCAUUUGAAAGGCAGAGUUACACAGAGAGCAAAGGAGAGGUAGAGAGAGAGAGAGAGAUCUUCCAUCUUCUGGUUCACUCCCCAAAUGGCUGCAACCGCUGGGGCUGUGCCAAUCCAAAGCCAGGAGCCAGGAACAACUUCUGGGUCUCCCUUGCCGGUGCAGGGGCCCAAAGACUUGGGCCAUACUCCCCGGCUUUCCUAGGCCAUAGCAGAGACCUGGAUCAGGAGUGGAGUAGCCGGGACUCAAACUGGUGCCCAUAUGGGAUUCCGGCACUGCAGGUGCUGGCUUUACCCACUACACCACAGCGCCGGCCUCAAGCUUAGUAAUUUUGAUUGCUAACUUGUUAGAUGUAUUUUUUCUCUUAAGAUACCAUAUUUUCCAAUUUUAUUGCUAUGGCACCAAAACAUCAUAUUUAUACAUAGUAUGAAAAAUUAAGAAACUACCUCCAUUGCCAGUCUUAAAUAAUUAUGUGAGAAAAAAAAUCCAGGGACUGGUGCUGUGGCACAGCAGGUUAACGCCCUGGCCUGAAGCGCUAGCAUCGCAUAUGGUUGCCAGUUUGAGACCAGGCUGCUCCACUUCCGAUCCAGCUCUCUGCUAUGGCCUGGGAAAGCGAUAGAAGAUGGCCCAAGUCCUUGGGCCCCUGCACUUGUGUGGGAGACCCGGAAGAAGCUCCUGGCUCCUGGCUUCAGAUCAGCACAGCUUCGGCUGUUGUGGCCAAUUGGGGAGUGAACCAGCAGAUGGAAGACACUCUGUCUCUCUCCCCCCCCCCCCCCCUUCUCUCUUUCUCUCUCUUUCUUUCUCUUCCUCUCUUUCUGCCUCUCCUCUCUCUGUGUAACUCUUUCAAAUAAAUAAAUAAAUUUUUAAAAAUCCAUUAAAAGAAAAGUGUGAUAGGCUGAUUUAUGCUCCCCUGCCCUGCGAAGAUUCCCAAAUCCUAACUCUGGAGCCUGAGAAUAUUGGACUUUGCAGAUGUGAUGAAGUUUAGGAUUUCGAGUUGGGAAGAUUAUCCUGGAUUAUUCUGAUGAGACUGGUGUGACCCAGAGGUCCGUAGAGUGAGGCAGAGAUCAGAGGAAGAGAUGAUUGCUUGGAAACACAGAAGGGAAAGCUGGAGGCUUCAAGGCUGUGAGCCCAUUGGGAAGCUGGGAAAGGCAGGGAUACAGGUUGUCCCCUAAACACUCCAGAAGUAACCAGCCCUGUUAACAUCUUGAUUUUCGCACCAGGAGAUUCAUUUCUAGGCUUCUGACCUUGAGAAAUGCAAGAGAUUAAAUGUGUGUUGUGUUUCAGUCACAAAGUUUAUGGUAAUUUGUUACAGCUGCAAUAGGAAACUCAUACAGAAAAUACCAGGAAAAUGAAUGGCUGCAUCAUGCUCCCUUUGGUCAUUAUUUCAAGUUGCUUUUAUGAGCAAAGCUUAUUUUACCUAGCAACAGUUGCCAAGUAAGUUAACAAGUUAAUGCCAGAGUCUGAGAGGAAGCCACUGGGUAAAUCUUGCCCAAUCUAGUGCCUGUAUCUUCUAUGGCAGAGGUUUUCAGCAACACUCUUUAACAUAAGGCACAUAACCACGAGCUCAUCAUGGCAAAUCAUUCAAUCCUUACUGUCCUCUAGCAUUCUGCUAAAAACCCUGACCCUCUUCCAGCUUUAUCAUACUUCUAGCUUCUCUUAAAGCUACUUUUUCUGAUCUCAAAAUUAUUUUAACAGUAAAUAGCAGAAGUCAUCUGAAAUUUAGCUAUGAUCAGAAAUCCAAAUCACACACACUUUGUCUGCUGUGCUGUUUGUAAUAAACUAAUUCCACCAGCCCCUUUUGGAGAAACCUUCAAACGGAUCCACGAAUACAAGCCAUUUAAGACACGCUUUUACACUCACAGAGAUAUCCUGGAUAUUGGGGAAAGUAUUCUGAAUAAAGAAGAGCAAUCUCAAGAGGCUACUAUCAAAGAACGUAUUGCAAAAGCUGAAGAAGAUGUAUGGAAUCAGGCUAUUGAACUCCAGAAGCAAGCAGUAGAGAAAGCACUUGAAGAAGCAAAUGACAGACAUAAAUUUGAAAUUCGAAUUUUGGAAGAGAAACAUCAAAAAGAUUUACAGGAAAUGGCAGUUAAAACCAAGAGAGAGGUGUUUGUAAAUAUGGAUGAUGAAAUGAAGAGAGAACACAUGGCUGCGGAACAGCGCAUGGUGCACAGAAUCCAGAGGAUUAUGAUGGAGUGCCACCGGGAGAAGGUGGAGGCCGUGCAGAAAGCCAGGGAUGAAGAAAGGCAGAUCGCCCAGGAAGCAAUCCAGGCUCAGAGGAGCAAGGCCAUGGAGGAACUUGUGAAUAGUGGUGUGUCAGUUCUCAAUGAUCAGAAGACAAACAUGGCCCAAUUGAUUAAGGCAAAAGAACAUGAACUGAACAUCUUCUAUGGCCUGGCUCAUAGGCGGAAGCAAGAAGAGGCCCAGGAAGUGCUACAAGAAGCAGAGAAAACACAUCAGGCCGUGCUUGGCAAUGUCAUGGGUAAACUGGUUAACACCCAGGGGGAGCUGCUGUCCAUAGUGAAACAACUGGGAAUCAUGACAAACUGGAAGGAUUUUCUGGAGGAAGAAUUACAGGAAACCAGGGCAGCAUUUCAAAAAUACAUCAACUAUACUUUUCCUAAGCUUUCACCAGGACAGGCUGAUUUUAUAAUGCCAGAAAGAAAGAAAACACCUUCCAACCUUAUUAUUAAGGAGGAUGAAACAGUACUUAAUUAUAAGUCUUCAAAUUGAAAUUUCACCACGAAAAGACAUCAUUCCAAAGACUAAAUAAAUUUACUCAAAAGCCAUUUAUUGAUCCUCAGUCUUGUUCAGGGAACUAUUGGGCUGUAGGCAUUUUUAUGGAAAACCAAAAUCUUCAAAAGCAAGUAUUUCUUUAUAUCAAUCCAUUGGCUGACCUUCAGCCAGAAGGUAGAAAGCUUCACACCCCACAGGUUAGACUUAGCUUUACUCUUGAGUCUUGGACCACUGCUCCAGGUCACAGUCAGCACUAACUGAGGAGAGAAAAACUUGAGAGGAAUCAAACUAACUAAAAGGUUUCUUGGAGGAACACUCUCUGUGUCUGGCUUUAUUCAUUUUUAUAUCAGACACAUAACUUUUAGAAUGUGUUGCAGUUGAAAACAGAGGGACCUGUUCUUAGAUUGUUUUUCCAUUGUAUAGCGGUAUGCUAACUUCUAGUAGAGAGAUUAUUAUUAUUUGAUGAACUGCAGUAGCACUGUAGAAAAGAAGAAUUACCCGCAAAUUCAUUCAAAGAAAAUUUAAAUUCUGAGACUUCCAUAUCAAACAAUUCAGGAAGACUCAUUUUUUAAAAGUACUUAUUAUUUAUUAAUUUAUUUGAAAGGCAGUUAUAUAGAGAGAGGUAGAAAUGGAGAGAGAGAUUUUCCAUCUGCUGGUUCCUCCCACAAAUAGUCCCAAUGGCCUGGAGUGCCUCAGGCUGAAGUCAGGACCCAGGGGCUUCAUCUAGGUCUCCCAUGGGGGUGGUAGGGGCCCAAGCUCUUGGGCCAUCUUCCACUGGUUUCUCAGGCACAUUGGCAGAGAGUUGGAUGGAAAAUGGAGCAGCCAGGACUGGAGCUAGCAGCCAUAUGGGAAGUAGGCAGCAGUUUAACCCACUGUGCCACAGCGUGGGGCCCAUUUACAGUUUCCAGUUGUGGAGGAGAAACGUGUCUUUAGAGAUCAGGCCCCCUGCUCCUAGGGAUAGAGAGUCCCAGGAAUGCCUGGCGCUCAUGUCUGUGAGUCACAGUGCAGAAAGCCUUUAGGUGCAGCAAUGCUCAGGGCCACCACAGGUCAACAUUUACUAAACUGAAAUGCAAGACCAACCAAGUCAUAAAGCCUUCUCUAAACAUCUGUGCACUAUAAAAUGCCAUCUCUAAGUUAUUUAUCACCUACCUAUAUUGGUUGCCUAAAAGUUAAAAACCGGGAAAUCAGUUUUCAGUAAAUUCACAGUGCCAUUCUCAUGAAGGUUUUGGGGAGAUUUCUGUACACUGAUCAGCCUGAGAUUUCCUAAUGGCAAGAGCAGCCAUUUGCUUAUAAUCACAUAAUGGACUGUACGGUCCUCAGUGUUUUACUUCUGGGUACUGCAGGACUCUGUUCAUCCUAACUGAUUGUCUAAGGGCUGGAAGUAAUGACAUUUACUACCAGAUACUAACAUAUUUACAUUUAAAAACAUUAACAUUUCAUCCACACAAUGACUUUUUUUUUUUUUUUUUUUUUGACAGAGUGUAUAGUGAGAGAGAGACAGACAGAGAGAAAGGUCUUCCUUUUUUUGCCGUUGGUUCACCCUCCAAUGGCCGCUGUGGCUGGCGCACCGCGCUGAUCCGAAGCCAGGAGCCAGGCGCUUCUCCUGGUCUCCCAUGCGGGUGCAGGGCCCAAGCACUUGGGCCAUCCUCCACUGCACUC
Molecule: messenger RNA, 7392 nt
Organism: Lepus europaeus (European hare)
Lineage: Eukaryota; Metazoa; Chordata; Mammalia; Lagomorpha; Leporidae
Gene: C3H6orf163
Product: chromosome 3 C6orf163 homolog
Exons: 5
Coding region: 4726-5730 (334 amino acids)
Source: RefSeq, a predicted model, not a curated record